This is a messenger RNA of Lecanosticta acicola, 828 nucleotides long. NCBI's taxonomy places the organism in Eukaryota, Fungi, Ascomycota, Dothideomycetes, Mycosphaerellales, Mycosphaerellaceae. The record is from the annotation of a GenBank genome assembly.
AUGGCGGCGGCGGCCCCCCCCUCCUCGGCGAUGCACCGCGCGCUCGAAGUCACCGAAAUCCUCGAACACAUCCUCGAACGCGUCGCGCUCGCCGACAUCGCCCCUCCCGUCUUCAACACCCACCACGAAGAGCCCUCCGCGAAGCUCUUCCAACUCCAGCGCGUCAGCACGCGGUUCCGCGAGGUCAUUCGGGCUUCCAUCAAACUGCAGCAGCUCAUGUUUUUGGCGCCGUUGGAUGCUUCCGUGCGCGUCACGACCAUGCACCGCGCCGCGCCGAUUGUGUGGUUGUUGAAGUCGCUGGGCGUCGAGAUCAACAGCGUGAUGGAGAGCCGGAUCGGCGGCAGUGGGGAGAGCGCGUGUCUGAUCGAAUUGCAGGACGUGGACUUAGCACGUCCGCAGCGUCCGGGUUUCGAUCCUAUGCUCUUCGAGCUGGCUACCAAGGUACGUGACUGUUCCGCUUCCGCAGAAGCAGCAGCAGCAGGAGGAGCAGGAGGAGCAGCAGCAGAAGCUUCCUGGCGGGGCAUCAAAGUGUCGAAUGCGCGCGAGUGCGGCACGAUCCUGGUGCACUUCACGGUCAUUAUCGGCUGGUGGUUUGUGGAAGACGAAGACGAAGAGCACGUGGCCGAGCAGGAGGUGACGUGGAAGUUCAGCCAGGGCACCACGGCUAGGACUCUGGGUGAGGUCUUUGAUAGGUAUGUGGGUGUUGUGGAGAGGUUGCGGAUGCAUGAUCGGCUGCAGAGGGAGGCGGACUAUGAGUUGCGUCGGGCUCGGACGGAGUCUCGCAUGACGAUGAUUGAGGCGGCGAGGGAGGACUUGAUGGGACCAUAG